This is a messenger RNA of Corythoichthys intestinalis (scribbled pipefish), 4619 nucleotides long. RefSeq names its product pleckstrin homology domain containing, family G (with RhoGef domain) member 7 (gene plekhg7). The coding region runs from base 416 to 2608 and encodes 730 amino acids. NCBI's taxonomy places the organism in Eukaryota, Metazoa, Chordata, Actinopteri, Syngnathiformes, Syngnathidae. The transcript is spliced from 17 exons. The record is from RefSeq and is a predicted model, not a curated record. Gene Ontology annotation, biological process: Rho protein signal transduction. Gene Ontology annotation, molecular function: guanyl-nucleotide exchange factor activity.
AGGCGGAGUUGCACGGUCGCACCUUUACUCAAGCUUGGCUCGCCAGUCUCCACGCCCUCAUGUCGUCACUGGCACCUGCUUCUAAUUCUUUCACAUAGUCCUUUGGCAGACAACCACACACAGAGAAACGCUUACGAAUACAUCUUCGGAAGCAGUAUUUUAUUUGAGCCACUUUGGGUUUCCCCCGCAACUCCAGCCGACCAGAACGCACCCUCCCCGGUCACGUCUGUGUGCCGGUCGGCCGUCAACCCCGUCAGUCCAGUUGGUCACAACGGUCACGUUCCAUAACCUUGAGAGGUUGUUGGUGUGAAUUGUAUUGGAAUGCCAGCCUUUAAUCAGAAAAGGCAAAGCAGCCAGACCCCUAAACCGUCUACUUUUUGAAAGCCUGCUGCACUACGAUGCCUUUGAGACUAAAAUGUCUACGGUGAAGCAUGUUGUCAUGAGGGAUAAAGACCAGAAUGAUGAGAAGAAGUUGGAUUGGAGUUAUAUUGAAUGGUUGGAAAAUGAAGUCACUUCAGGUGUGGUUGACGCAGAGACGCAAACUGAUCAGGGGCCUUUUGAGCACAAGGAGUGUCAAACCAGCAACCCGGUGAUAAUGCAUAUCGAUUUAACGCGGACACACUCUAAACUGAGGCAUUCAGCCUUACUAGAUCACGAUGGCUCGGUGGCACCUUUCUUCCAGUUCGACCGGCAGGCUCCCGGCCGCAUCUCCACCUCUCCGACCUUGAGGAGGAUGAGGAGCACCAGGCGUCCAGUGUUGGACUCCCAGAAUCCUGCAAGAAUGGGUAGCACCCAAGAGGAGGGUUCCCCCACAUGCUUGUCAUCACCUUUACACAGAGUAAAGUCUCCGCUCGCCACAAGCCCCCUCCUGUCUGGGGGCGACAUCUGUCACGAGCAUCCGCCAAUUUCAUCCUGUGGCAGACAGAGAACCAGAUCACAUAGAUCAAAGACGUUGGAGAAUGGUAUGGCUUCCAUGAAGCCAGAAUGUCACAGUGCGCAUCCUACUAUUAUGAAAGAUUUUGGAUUCCCUGAUAGUGAAUUACAGGAGAAGGAGCAUUGCACUAAUAGAUUACAAGAAAGGAGGCGAAGUUCUGUAGUUGUCAGCUUACCUGGCUUGGAUGUUUCACCUGGAGACUUGUUUGUAUCCAAUGGAGCAGCUGAUCUUCUCAACAACUUUUCUGACACAAAAAAGUCAAAGUGGCCUUUUUCAAGGCGGAGCACGACUAAAGGGAAGUCCCAAGCAGGCACAUCGGUGUCAGAUAUUGAAAAUUUUCUCUCAACAGUACAAAUUCAGGACUGGAGAAACUGUGACCUUCAAAAGUAUAAGGACUACUCCGUAGCAGAGUUCUUGCAGGACCAGUCCUCCCAGUGGUGUGCCACCUCUGAACCACAGGGCUUUAAAAGACAAGAGGCCAUCUGGGAGCUCUUCACCAGCGAGUGUAUUUACUUCCUGGAUCAGCUCAUGGUUCUAAAAGAGGUUUUUUUGGCCACGCUCACAAACCUUCAGAUGAGAAGCUGCCUGGCUGAUAUUGAUGCCUGGAGGCUGUUUGCGAACCUCAGUGAGCUUUGCUUGGUGAGUUUUGGUUUCCUUAACAACCUCCUGCGCGUCAUCAAGGAUUCGUUGGACAUCACCGAUGGUAACCAAGCCACACUGCUGGAGCUCUUGAGCAAAGCCUUCCGGGGGGGCAUAUGCCACUGCUUGCAGAAGUACUGCCUCAAUUACUCCACGGCUUUGCUUUAUCUGGACAGCCUGAAGCCCAGAGAGGACUUUGGGACUUAUGUCAAGUGGUGCGAAAGCAACAAGCAGUGCCGCAGGUUGCAGCUACGCGACUUGCUGGUGGCGCCUUUGCAGAGGUUAACACGCUACCCGCUGCUCCUACGAAACAUUGCGAGGCGCCUCCACACGGAGGAGGAAAGUGGGCUUGUGCAGGCUGUAGCAGAGCAAGUGGACGCAUCCAUAUGUGACCUGGAGGGGAAGGUGAAAUGGUUGGACAACUACCAAAAGGUCAAACAGCUGCGAGAUGCCUUGGUGUGGCUUCCUGUGUGGGAGCGUGACAAGCGGGCCUUUAUCCCUGAGACGGUUAAGCAUCUGCUGAAGGCUGUAACACUGGAGAAUCUCAUUUCCCACAGGAGUUUACUGCAUGAAGGCAAAUUAGUGCUUGCAGAGAACACCAAGCUCAUUGACGUCUACUUGUUCCUCUUUGACGAAUUCCUGCUCAUCACUAAGAUAAAGCGGAACAAGAAGAGGUCCCUCGGUCCGGAAGCAAACUCCUUGCGCCUGGCACAAAACCUGGAGCUGGAUCAGCUGCUGAAGGAAGGAUGCACAUUCACCGUUCUGGACCAGCCCGUCUCCCUUGACCGACUCCAGCUCAGGAACAUUGAUCAGCUCAAUGCCUCAACGUCAGGGCUGCUUCAUUCUUUCAUAAUCACGCACCAGAACCGCUACCAGCAGUGUAUCGGCGCUUUUGUCCUGCAGGCUGCGUCGGAGGCUUGCAAGAGAACGUGGCUGUCCAAGAUCGAAGAGGCAGUAUCGGCGUUGCUGAAGCUGAACUCUCAGCAGGCGCGAGUGAAAAACACAUCACUUUGGUUGGAGUCAUCCCAGAUCUGAAACAUCGACCCACACGCGCACACCACCUUCUACGUACGCUUUACUGUCCCCGCGUCAUCCAUGACUCAGCUUGCUUACACAGAACUUCGCCAGCCGUACCAUUAAAGCUGUUGUCAUGUAGUGCAAUUUGUUACCUUGUUUCCUUUUCUAACACUGUAUCACUCUAGCUUUCAUGUGAAAUUGCUAAACUUUUAUUAUUUCAGGGAUUACAGUGACUACAAAAUGUCUCAAUCUUACUAAACAUUUCCAAAAUGUGAGCCUGCUGUCAAUAUUGGAGCGACUGAACUUUAAUUCUUUCUGGGCCAGUGGUCACGAUAGUGUUCAAAAGUUUUGACACUUAAGAAUUACAGGGCAUGCGACUGUUACUGGUCAUGAAACUUUCUUUAAUAUUGGCAGUUACAGUUUUUAAUUCGUAUUGUAUUUAAAAGCAAAAUGAAAAUGAAUAAAAACAAAUACUCUGCUUAUGGCCCCAAGUAACUAAAUAUUUUGUCAUUGUAUUUCUAAUUGCAUGUCAUUGCAUGAGUGAUACAUGUCCAAUUGAUUUAAACUGAGAUGAAUGCCAGAGGUGGGUAGUAACGCGUUUCAUGUACUCAGUUACAUUUACUUAAUUUUUUCAGACAAAUGUACUUCUACGAGUAGUAUUACUAAGCCUUACUUUUACUUGAGUAGAUUUGUGAAGAAAAAAACAACUCUCACUCCGCUACUUUGGCCUACAGAAGAAUCGUUUCAUUUUUCCUCUUUAUUGUUCAUAUUUGAUAUCUUUUUUGGCCAGCGAUGCCAAGAGUAGCUCUACCCAUUUCAACACAAUAAUCACAUGACUAUUAUACCAAUCAGAUUGCAAGCUUGCCGUUCUAUGAUCACAGCAGCCUGUUCAAUCACGUUGCAUCUUUAAAGCACUGUUAAAAAGUAUUUGACAUAGAGCGCUGCCCUCAACAUAACUGGAAAGCGUGGAUUUUAAUCUCUCCCAGUCCUUAUUUGACAGAUUGACCACGGAAAACUGGAGAUAUGAGCCUUUUAAUUUCAUAUUAGUACCUAUUUUCUCUGUCAGAGGGCACUCAUGCUUUUUGGACAAAUCAUGCUUCGUCAUUUUUUUCCUUAGUAUUUUUUUUUUUGGCUUAAUUCGGUUAUAUAAUAGGUUAUUGUAGAUUAUAAUUCUAACAACAGUUCAUAUCGAUAACUGUGCUGAGAAAGAAAAAUCACAUUUGUAAGCCGUUACAAUGUUACUCAUUUUCACCAUACUUUUUUACUAGAAUACAUUUUUUGGAUGACUAACGCUACUCUUACUUGAGUACAAUUUUUGGCUACUCUACCCAACCUCUGAAGAAUGCUCAUUUUUCAGUACCAUUGACGGCGCCAGGCAUCCAAACCAUUUUGACUGUUCAUUUCAGUAGUUUAUGAACAUUCAUUUAACCCUCUCACACAAAAUCGACUGGACGUUUAGGACCAUCAAUGGCAGUGAGUGAAUGGUUUAAAAAAAAAAAAAAAAAAAUGUGCAUGAAACAGUAAAUAUAAACAAACUUAUGGCGCAUCUUGGCCUGAUUUGCAAUGUGGAUGAGUUCAAAUUGUCAUAUUUGCGUUCAAACUUCAUUUGGCUGGUCAUUUUUGUCAUCAUUCAUUACACAAAUAUUUGCCUCAUUUCGCAUUGGCUAAGGUCAAGAUAUUAAAUUUUGGAACCAUUUUUCUGUAUACCAUAAUUUUCGCACUAUAAGCCGCCACCCAUCAAAUUUGGCACGAAAACGGCAUUUGUUCAUAGAUAAGCCGCACUGGACUAUAAACCGCAGCUGUCCUCAUUGAAUUAUGGGAUAUUUACACCAAAAGAUCUUAACCAGCAACACUUCGAUAGCAUCAAACGACAGUCAUAAGACCAAAUGAACCAUCAUUGCUUCAAGGAGCUUCAUUUGGCCAUGAAUGCUCCCUUGAGGGAGACCGUCAACGUCUGCUUCAACCUGUCAACACUGUUGUCCAACAUGCCUCCUAGCAUGCAUUUCAGCGCUACAGAUGUAAAUAAAAA